This is a messenger RNA of Theileria orientalis strain Shintoku, 339 nucleotides long. RefSeq lists its product as hypothetical. Lineage: Eukaryota; Apicomplexa; Aconoidasida; Piroplasmida; Theileriidae. The transcript has 3 exons. The record is from RefSeq and is a predicted model, not a curated record. Bases 1 to 339 code for a protein of 112 amino acids.
AUGCUUCCUAACAGUCGAGAAAAUGUGUCAUACGCCCUGGGUAAAGAUCUGAAAGACGUUUUUAAAAAGUAUUUCUAUGUCUUUACAAAGUCAUGUUAUGUGACUAGCGGGGAUGACUUGAUAAAAUGGGACUUUCUGGGACCGUUUUUUAUAUCGAUUUUGUAUUCACUGUAUGAUGUGUGUAUGCGUCAAAUUAAUAUUAAUAGGAGUGUGUAUCGGCCAUGGAGAAAGGAAAACAUAAAUGAAUAUAACAACGGAUUCGUCCUUUUCUUCUUACUACUGUGGAUUGGACCAAUAUUCUGCGGAAUCAACGCAUCAUACUUCGGGUGCUAUGUGUAA